GGUGAACCAAAGCUCUGAAAUAGCUUCGUCAGUUUCCUCCGUCGAGGGGCAAUUUCACAAAUUUCAUCGAGCAGAUAUUUGAAGAUGAAAAUCCAAAUUGAUUGAAGCAAUCAAAUAAAGCAAAGUGUUGGGACCUUGAUCCGAGCCUGUGAUUCCACGCCACAUACAAGAAAUCCGGCCCAGUCAAGAUCAUCUUCUGAAAAUAUUCAUAGAAUAAGCUUCGUUAAUUACGAGAAAAACCAAAACCCAGAGCGUCUUUUAAGUUUUCAACACAUUACAACAACUGGGUCAAGCUUCCUUCUUCCAAAGCCAACGCCUUUCGAUGGGCCUGGAGAUGGAAUCCUUGGCCGCCUCCAUUGGCGUCUCCGUCCCUGUUCUCCGAUUCCUUCUCUGUUUCGUCGCUACAAUUCCGGUCAGCUUUCUAUGGCGGAUUGUCCCAGGUCGCCUCCCCAAACAUCUCUAUUCUGCCCUUUCCGGUGUUCUUCUCUCUUACCUCUCUUUUGGGUUCUCUUCAAAUCUUCACUUCUUGGUCCCCAUGUUCCUGGGUUAUGCUUCCAUGGUCCUCUUCCGUCGCCAUUGCGGUUUGAUUACCUUCUUCUUGGGGUUUGGUUAUCUCAUUGGAUGCCAUGUAUAUUACAUGAGUGGGGACGCUUGGAAAGAAGGAGGCAUUGACGCAACUGGGGCUUUGAUGGUGUUGACACUGAAAGUCAUUUCAUGUGCCAUAAAUUAUAAUGAUGGGUUGUUAAAAGAAGAAGGUUUAACUGAGGCUCAAAAGAAAAAUCGAUUGAUUAAAUUGCCCUCAUUAAUCGAGUACAUUGGUUACUGCCUCUGCUGUGGCAGCCACUUUGCUGGUCCUGUUUAUGAAAUGAAGGAUUAUCUUGAGUGGACUGAUGGAAAAGGGAUUUGGAAGCAUGAUGAACAAAACCCACCUCCAUCACCAUAUUGGGCAACAAUUAGAGCUCUUCUACAAGCUGCUUUUUGCAUGGGCUUGUAUUUGUACCUGGUACCUCAGUUUCCGUUGUCCCGUUUUAUUGAUCCCGUCUACCAUGAUUGGCCAUUCUGGAAGCGUCUUGGGUACCAAUAUAUGGCAGGCUUCACAGCACGCUGGAAAUAUUAUUUCAUCUGGUCAAUUUCCGAGGCCUCCAUCAUUAUUUCUGGCUUAGGUUUCAGUGGUUGGACAAAAUCUUCUCCACCUAAACCACGCUGGGACCGCGCAAAGAAUGUUGACAUUCUUGGUCUUGAGUUUGUGAAGAGUGCAGUUGAGAUUCCUCUUAAAUGGAAUAUUCAAGUCAGCACUUGGCUUCGCCAUUAUGUUUAUGAAAGGUUGGUUCAAAAGGGGAGGAAACCUGGUUUCUUUCAGCUGCUGGCAACACAGACUGUCAGUGCUGUUUGGCAUGGUUUGUAUCCUGGGUACAUCAUCUUCUUCGUUCAGUCCGCUGUGAUGAUUGCUGGUUCAAGAGUUAUUUACAGAUGGCAACAAGCUAUUCCUCCAUCCAUGGCUUUCCUCAAAACUAUACUUGCAUUUUUGAACUUCGCUUACACAGUUUUGGUCCUGAACUACUCCUGCGUUGGGUUCAUGGUUUUGAGCUUGCACGAGACACUUGCCUCAUAUGGAAGCGUCUACUACAUUGGAACCGUCAUUCCCAUCACGCUAAUCUUACUUGGUUCCAUCAUUAAACCCGCACCAGCUAGAUCUAAAGCUCGAAAAGAUCAGUGAGAUAAGAAAGCUUGGUCCUUGUGGGUUUUUGAAUUACUUUAAAACGAGUAUGGGUGAAAAGAAGCCUGUUGUUGCUCAUUUUUCCACUUGACAUCCAUGAGCUUUUGGUACAUUGUUAUUUAUGUUAGUUUUGAUGGAUCUUUUAAGUUGAAGUUCUUGAGAAGUGUAGGAGUGGUUUGAAUUAUAAAUCUUCAAAGUUUACAUCAUUUUAAGUAGUUUAUUGAAUGAUUUUGGAAAA
Molecule: messenger RNA, 1955 nt
Organism: Cucumis melo (muskmelon)
Lineage: Eukaryota; Viridiplantae; Streptophyta; Magnoliopsida; Cucurbitales; Cucurbitaceae
Product: lysophospholipid acyltransferase 1
Exons: 8
Coding region: 323-1717 (464 amino acids)
Biological process (GO): phospholipid biosynthetic process; triglyceride biosynthetic process; lipid modification
Cellular component (GO): endoplasmic reticulum; membrane
Molecular function (GO): acyltransferase activity
Source: RefSeq, a predicted model, not a curated record